AUCUUUUCUCCACUCUGUCCUUUUCCAGCCAGGACUGUGUGGCACGUAGACCUACAGCCACCUUCUUCUCUCUUUCUCUCCCUCUCUCCCCCUCUCGCUCCCUUUUUCUUGACUGCCUCUCUGCCGGAACACCAGUGUCAUGGAUCCACAGGCCCUGAAGGAAGAACUUCGCUUGUUCCAGAGCACACUGCUGCAGGAUGGCCUGAAGGAGCUUCUCAAUGAGAACAAGUUUGUAGACUGCACUCUGAAAGUGGGCGACCACUGUCUGCCUUGUCACCGGCUCAUUCUGGCCGCCUGCAGUCCCUACUUCAGGGAUCAGUUCUUCUCUGAAGACGGAAAGGUCAAAGAGGACCUCAAAGAAGUGGUCUUAGAUGACGUGGACCCCAACAUCCUGGAAAUGAUCGUCAAGUACCUGUACUCUGCCGAGAUCGAGCUCACCGAUGACAAUGUUCAGGAGAUUUUUGCGGUUGCCAACCGCUUCCAGAUCCCGUCCGUGUUCACGGUGUGUGUGAACUACCUGCAGAAGAAGCUCUCCUUGGCCAACUGUCUGGCCAUCUUCAGGCUGGGCCUGGUGCUAAAUGUCCCACGGCUGGCUGUGGCUGCACGUGAUUAUACUGCAGAUCGCUUUGAGAGCCUCGUCAACGAGGAGGAAUUCCUACAGUUGGCACCACAUGAGCUCUUCGCCCUGAUUGGUGGAGACAUGCUGAACGUAGAGAAGGAGGAAGUGGUGUUUGAGUCUCUAAUGAAAUGGGUGCGUAAUGACAAGGAAAAGCGUGCCAAGGUGCUUAGCGAUGCGUUUGAGUACAUUCGCUUCCGCCUGCUCCCUGAGAAGUACAUCAAAGAAAGAAUCGAAACUGAUGAACUCAUCAGAGCUGAUCCAGAAGUCAUGAAAAAACUGCAGAUCAUCAAGGAUGCCUUCAAAGGGAAACUUCCAGAGAAGAAAAAGAAGGAAAUGAAAGAAGGAGAAGUGAAUGGAGAAGUGGAGGAAGAGGAAUUGUUGCCAGGAUACCUGAAUGACAACCGCAGACUGGGGAUGUACAGACGGGAUUUGAUCGUCAUGGUAACUGACGCAGCUGCAGUGGCAUAUGACGUUGUAGAGAAUGAAUGCUUCCUGGUGGCCAUGGCAGAGCAGGUACCAAAGAACCACGUGAGCCUGUGCUCCAGAAAAAAACAGCUUUUCAUCAUCGGUGGGCUGUUUGUGGAUGAGGACAAUAAAGAAACACCACUUCAGUGCUACUUUUACCAGCUGGACAGCCUUAUAGCUGAUUGGCUUGCCUUGCCACCAAUGCCGAGCCCCAGAUGUCUGUUCGGUAUGGGUGAGCAUGAAACUCUGCUGUUCGCUAUUGGUGGAAAAGACCUGCAGACUAACGAGUCCCUUGAUUCUGUCAUGUGUUAUGACACUGAGAAGAUGAAAUGGAGUGAGACUAAGAAACUUCCUCUCCGCAUCCAUGGCCAUGCAGUAGUCUCACAUAAUGGCCUGAUAUACUGCAUUGGAGGAAAGACUGAUGAUAAUAAAGCUUUAAACAAGCUGUUCGUAUAUAACCACAAGCAGUCAGAGUGGAGGGAGCUCGCUGGUAUGAAGACUGCCAGAGCGAUGUUUGGUGCUGUUGUGCACAACGGGAAUAUCAUUGUAACUGGAGGAGUUAAUGAGGAAGGUCUAACUGCUGCAUCUGAAAUCUACAAUUUUGGAACAAACAAGUGGAGCAUGUUCACAGAAUUCCCACAGGAACGCAGCUCUGUCAACCUUGUGAGCUGCAGUGGAAAUCUCUACGCCAUCGGAGGCUUCGCCAUCGUGCAGCUGGAGAACAAAGAAGUUGAACCCUCAGAAAUCACUGAUAUUUGGCAAUACGAGGAUGACAAGAAGCAGUGGAGUGGGAUGUUAAGAGAGAUGCGCUAUGCAUCUGGAGCAUCGUGUGUUGCAAUGCGUCUCAAUGCUGCCAGGAUGCCUAAGCUAUAAUGUUCCUCUGCGUAACUACAGGGUUAGGAUUAGGGUUAAGGUUAGGGUUAGGGUGAAGUUAGGGUUAGGGUUAGGUUUAGGGUGAAGUAAGGGUU
Messenger RNA from Electrophorus electricus (electric eel), 2052 nucleotides. RefSeq names its product kelch-like family member 41b (gene klhl41b). NCBI's taxonomy places the organism in Eukaryota, Metazoa, Chordata, Actinopteri, Gymnotiformes, Gymnotidae. The record is from RefSeq and is a predicted model, not a curated record. Gene Ontology annotation, molecular function: protein binding.